Hyaloscypha bicolor E is the source of this 465-nucleotide messenger RNA. RefSeq names its product protein tyrosine phosphatase. Lineage: Eukaryota; Fungi; Ascomycota; Leotiomycetes; Helotiales; Hyaloscyphaceae. The transcript has a single exon. The record is from RefSeq and is a predicted model, not a curated record. The coding region runs from base 1 to 465 and encodes 154 amino acids.
AUGAAACCCGGCGUUCUCAUUCUUUGCACCGGUAAUUCCUGCCGCAGCCACAUGGCUGAAGGCAUCUUACAAGCCUCCGCCGGCGACCUUGUCGAAGUUCACAGCGCAGGGUCGAAGCCUGCUGGCUAUGUCCACCCCAAGGCGAUUCAGGUGCUGAAGGAGAUUGGAAUCGACAUUUCUGAUCACACGUCUAAGGACAUGAACACCUUUCUCGACCGCCAGAUUGCGACUGUCAUCACUGUUUGCGGAAACGCCGAUAAGGCGUGCCCCGUAUUUCUCGGGCAGUUAAAUCGCUAUCACUGGGGUUUUGAUGACCCCGCUCACGCCGAGGGCGGUGAGGAGAAGGUGCUGGCCGAGUUUCGCCGCGUGAGGGAUGAGAUCCGCAAAGUGAUUGAUGCCUACGCUGCGGGGCUACGCGAAGGCGCUUCUUGGAAGGAGACAUCAGUACCUGUACACAAAGUUUGA